This is a messenger RNA of Scomber japonicus (chub mackerel), 897 nucleotides long. Its product is annotated as germ cell-specific gene 1-like protein. Bases 1 to 897 code for a protein of 298 amino acids. The transcript has 5 exons. Gene Ontology annotation, cellular component: plasma membrane. The record is from RefSeq and is a predicted model, not a curated record. Lineage: Eukaryota; Metazoa; Chordata; Actinopteri; Scombriformes; Scombridae.
AUGAAGACGUCUCGUAAAUGCAGGACACUUCUGUCGGUUACCUUGAACUUUUUCGCCCUGUUUUUCUCCAUCACCGCGUUCACGACGAACUACUGGUGUGUGGGGACUCAGAGAGUGCCCAAGCCGAAGUGCAGCAAGCUGCGGACGCACCAGUGUAUAGACUAUGGAGUGAAUGAGACAGACCCGAAUAAAGUGGUGUACAGCUGGGAGACCGGGGACGACCGGUUCCUUUUCCGCCAGUUCCACACCGGCAUCUGGUACUCAUGUGAGGAGAACAUCGACGAUGAAAGUGAGAGGUGCCGAAGCUUCAUUGAUUUGGCUCCUCCAUCAGAGAAAGGGAUGCUGUGGCUGUCACUGAUCUCUGAGUUGUUAUACAUUGUUCUGCUGCUGGUGGGCUUCAGCCUCAUGUGUUUAGAGCUCGUCCACUCCAGCAACGUCAUUGAUGGACUCAAGCUCAAUGCCUUCGCUGCUGUCUUCACUGUGCUCUCAGGUCUUCUCGGCAUGGUGGCUCAUGUGAUGUACACACAGGUCUUCCAGGUGACCGUCAGUCUCGGCCCACCUGACUGGAGACCUUACAACUGGGACUAUGGCUGGUCCUUCUGCAUGGCCUGGGCGUCAUUCACCUUCUGUAUGGGUGCAUCAGUCACCACUUUAAACUCCUACACAAAGACCGUCAUCGAGUUCAGGCACAAGCGCAAGACCUUUGAGCAAAGCAUCCGGGAAGAGCAUGCGCAGGAGGCUUUUGGAUAUUUCCGGGAACGCUCUCUGCACUCCAUCUCCAAAACUGUGGAAGUUUAUUCCAGUCAGACCCUGAACAGCGGCCGGAAAACUCCCAUACCUGCCGACUCCUUGGAUCUGAGUGACAUUCAGGUGUCUUUAGGGGAAGAACAGUGCUGA